GGCGGAUCAUCAUCUCAUGUGAGCUUGACAAGCGAACCUAAACAACCAACGGAUACAAAUCAUGGAUUUACUAUGUAUCUGAACCUAAUUAGCUGAUAUAUAAUGCUAUUAUCGCAACAUCCCCGACCAUGAGACCCUUGAUCCAGCGCCGGCUUAUACACGCUGCCCCGGCCCUCCGCCAUGAAAACCCGCUUGGCCUCCCGACCAAGGGCAACAUCCCCCGCUUCCAGCGCGGCCUCCCGCAAAAGCGGCCCAUCCAAGGCGUCUCGCACAUCAUCGCCGUCUCCUCGGCCAAGGGCGGCGUCGGCAAGAGCACGAUCGCGGCCAACCUCGCGCUCGCCUUCGCGCGCCUGGGCCUGCGCGCGGGGAUCCUCGACACCGACAUCUUCGGGCCGUCGAUCCCGACGCUGUUCGACCUGGCCGCGGCCGGCCCGCCGCGGCUGACGCCGCACAACCAGCUGCUCCCGCUGACCAACUACGGCGUCAAGACCAUGUCGCUCGGCUACCUCGCCGCGGACGAGGCCGCGCCCGUGGUCUGGCGCGGGCCGAUGCUGCUCAAGGCUGUGCAGCAGCUGCUGCACGAGGUGGACUGGCGCGCCGCCGGCGGCGCCGACGUGCUGGUGCUGGACCUGCCGCCGGGAACCGGCGACGUGCAGCUGAGCAUCGCCCAGCAGGUGCCCGUCGACGGCGCCGUCGUCGUCAGCACCCCGCACGUGCUGGCCGUCAAGGACGCCGUCAAGGGCGUCGGCAUGUUCGCCAAGGUCGGCGUGCCCGUGCUCGGCCUGGUGCAGAACAUGGCCGUGUUCCGCUGCCCGGCCUGCGGCGGCGAGACCGCCGUCUUCGGCGGCAGCGAGGGCGUCAGGCGGAUGUGCGAGGAGCACGGGAUCGAGCUGCUCGGCGAUGUGCCGCUGCACCCGAACAUCGGGGAGGACGGGAGCAGGGGGAAGCCGACGGUCGUGGCCGAGCCCGAGUCCGAGAGGGCCCGCGUGUUUAUGGAUGUUGCGAGGAAGUUGGCGGCCAAGGUUGGCCUGGAAGUUAGCUAGUCGAGGUCUGUGUCUGAACGGGCGACAGAAGGGCACCUUGACUCUGGUUGAGACUUGUAUCUCUCAUGUAUCAUCAUAAACUGUACACUA
Thermothielavioides terrestris NRRL 8126 is the source of this 1133-nucleotide messenger RNA. RefSeq lists its product as uncharacterized. The record is from RefSeq and is a predicted model, not a curated record. Gene Ontology annotation, biological process: mitochondrial respiratory chain complex I assembly; iron-sulfur cluster assembly. Gene Ontology annotation, cellular component: mitochondrion. Bases 129 to 1043 code for a protein of 304 amino acids. The transcript is spliced from 2 exons. Gene Ontology annotation, molecular function: ATP-dependent FeS chaperone activity; 4 iron, 4 sulfur cluster binding; ATP binding. NCBI's taxonomy places the organism in Eukaryota, Fungi, Ascomycota, Sordariomycetes, Sordariales, Chaetomiaceae.